Amborella trichopoda is the source of this 1286-nucleotide messenger RNA. It is a transcript of the gene BAN, whose product is annotated as NAD(P)-binding Rossmann-fold superfamily protein. Lineage: Eukaryota; Viridiplantae; Streptophyta; Magnoliopsida; Amborellales; Amborellaceae. The record is from RefSeq and is a predicted model, not a curated record. Gene Ontology annotation, molecular function: oxidoreductase activity, acting on the CH-OH group of donors, NAD or NADP as acceptor.
GUUUUUAAUAAAUUUCUCGGAUAUUAUAAGGACAUAGUAUUCCUUAGCGUUGGUAAUAUAUAAUCAACCUGUUAGAGAGAGAGAGGCAUCCGAGAUGACGGAAAAGAUGACGGCCUGCGUAACGGGAGCUGCUGGAUACAUGGCGUCCUGGCUCGUGAAGCGCCUCCUUGAGAAAGGCUACGCCGUUAACGCCACCGUCAGGAAUCCAGAUAAUGUGGAAAAGGUAUCCCAUCUUCUGGCCUUGUUGGGAGCCAAGGACCGCCUCAAACUGUUCCGAGCAGAUCUGUUGGCAGACAGUAGUUACGAUGCUGCCAUUGACGGCUGCGAUGUUGUAUUCCAUACCGCAACUCCAAUCAACUUCCAGUCACCAAAUCCCGAGAAGGACAUGAUAGAGCCUGCGAUCGAGGGGACCCUCAAUGUCUUGAAGUCAUGUGCCAAGACCAAGACAGUGAAGCGUGUGAUCCUGACUUCCUCGGGAGCAGCGGUAUCGAUUAAUAAGAACCAAGAAAUGGGGCAAGUCAUGGACGAGACAUGUUGGACUGAAACUGAUUUUCUUUUCUCCGAGAAGCCGCCUACUUGGGGGUACCCAGCAUCCAAAGCACUUGCAGAGAAGGCAGCAUGGGAAUUCGCAAAAGAGAAUAACGUAAACCUUUAUGCCAUCAUCCCCGUCCUCAUGGCGGGCCGCUCUCUCACACCAGAGGUUCCCAGUAGCGUUCAAUUAGCAAUGGCUCCACUUACAGGGAAUGAAUUUCUGAUGAUGGGGCAGAAGGGGAUGCAGAUGCUCUCUGGUUCAAUCUCCCUUGUACAUGUGGAUGACGUGUGCAGUGCACAAAUAUUCUUGGCAGAGAAAGAAUCAGUUGCUCCGGAACGUUAUAUUUGUUGUCCCAUUAACACAUCUGUUGUUGAGCUCGCAACCUUCCUCUCAAAGAAAUAUCCACAGUUCAAAGUUCCUACAGAUUUUGGUGACUUUCCGACAAAAGCAAGGCUGGUAAUCUCCUCAAAGAAGCUAGUUGGAGCAGGUUUCAACUUCAAGUAUGGUAUCGAAGAGAUAUAUGAUGAAUCAAUCGAGUAUUUCAGAUCUGUUGGUCUGUUGGCCAAGUGAAAUUUUUAUUAAGGCCACAAACAUGGUUCUAGGGCAGGAUCAAAUUAUGUUAUUUUCUAGUGACUCAUGGUGAUCUUGUAUUGGAAGUGUAUUUGAUCAUUAGUGCGAGUGAACACAUAUGUAAGUUGAUCAACCUACUACAAAUAUAAAUCUAGUUCAGUAAGCAUGAGGUCUACAUCCUUUU